AUUUUGCUGGGUGGCAACCUUUUGGAUGCGUCUAGUUGUGUGUCUUCUGCAAGCGAUGUGCAAUUUUUAAAUUAAAACAUCAGUCAACUAAAUAAAUUAAGAGUGUGUGGGGCGUUGUCUUUCUUCAAAUCAACAGUGACGACACGAAAAAACACUAAAAAAGGAGCGCGAGAGAAAGUUGGCCAAGACAGACACACAUCUUUAAAACUUCGAUUUCUCGUUUUAAGCGGCUUUGUUCAAGGUCGUUGGCAGUUGGCAUUUGUUGCCGACGAGCAGACAGACGGUCGGACUGACGGACACAUACACUUAUUGGCAGAAAAGAUAAAAUAUAAAAUGGCCAUUAGUUUUGAGAAGAACCGCUCUCAAAUAGUGGAUGCCUGGAAGGAUGUUCUGGAUGAUAAAAGCACCACGAAUUGGUCACUUUUUGGAUAUGAGGGCCAAACGAACGAACUGAAGCUUGUGGGAAAGGGGGACGGUGGCGUGGACGAGCUAAGUGAAGACUUGAACAGUGGAAAGAUUAUGUAUGCGUUUCUGCGAAUCGAAGACCCAAAAACUGGCCUCAAUAAAUACCUGCUCGUGAACUGGCAGGGCGAAGGCGCACCUGUUCUACGUAAGGGAACUUGUGCCAACCACAUUCAUGACGUCAGUAAGUUUCUCUCCGGUGCCCAUUUGACGAUCAAUGCCCGCAACGAGGAUGACAUUGAUCUGGAGCGAUUGCUCAAGAAGCUAAGCACGGUUAGCUCGGCGUACAGCUUCAAGGAGCCUCGGGGCAUUGUGGACGAGCAGAAGGUGCCAGUUGGCACAAACUACACACGCGUUAUUCCCACCAAGGAGCUUAAUGCCAGCGUCAUGCAGGAUUUCUGGAAGAAGGAGGAGGCUGAGGAGAAGCGUCGCCUGGGGGACGAGAAGGAAGCCAAGCGCUUGGAGGUCCAGAAACUCGAGCAGGAGCAGCGGGCUCGCGAAGAGAAGGAGCAUAAGGAACGCGAAAAACUGGUCAUAAGCACGACAAAACUGCAACCUGCGCAUAUACCCAUUAAAACCUCGCCGCAGCCAUUGAGUCCGGAAAAAACGUCUGCUAACUUUGCCAAUAACUUGACGGACGCAGACCGAAUGCGUCAGGCACGAAAUCAGGAGGCACGGGAAUUGAUUGGAUCGCGGGUGGGUGCUGCCAAGGCCAUGUUUACCAAGCACACCAGUGAGGGUCAGCUGCAAUCAAAACUCAACACGCAACCGCCGGCAAAGCCAGCCCGUAAUUCAAUUGCACAGCGCAUCAAUGCGUUCAAUCACAACGAGACUCAGGACGCAGGAGCAUCCUUGUCUCCACGGUCAAUAACACCCAAUAAAUCGCCUGUCAUUACUUCAGCCGUCGCCGAAGCGCCUCCGUCGUCCGUUGAGGCGCCUCCAAUCGUUGCCGUUGCCGUUGAUGUAGUUUCCACUGUUUCCACUGAAGCUAUAAGCGAAGAGGAAGCGCAGACAGCUGAGGAUCUACCGCUGGCCCAUGAGAGUGAACAGUUCUCCACAAUUAAACGGUCUCCGCACAGUAAAACAAAUUCGGUGCAAUCUCAGUCGCCGGAUGAGACGACAUCGUCCAAUGAAACCGACACGGCUGUCUACAAGAAGGAGGCGGAGGAGGAGGAAGAGGUGCGCACCAAAGUGUCCGUUACAGUGCAGCAAUCGCAGUCGGUAAAGACUUCCGGACUUAGCACACUGGAGCGUAAUGCAUUGACGGACUUGGUCAACGAAGAUGAUUUUAUCUGCCAGGAGAGCUUAGGUGACUUGGGAUUACGUGCACGCGCCUUGUACGAUUACCAGGCAGCUGAUGAAUCGGAGAUUACUUUUGAUCCCGGCGAUGUGAUAACACACAUUGAUCAAAUAGACGAAGGCUGGUGGCAGGGACUUGGUCCCGAUGGAACCUAUGGACUUUUUCCGGCAAACUAUGUCGAGAUUAUUAACUGAUAAACUGAUGAACAAUUUAGCAAUGCUUAUCCAUAUCUAAUAUGGCAACUGCAAAGCAGCUACAUCAAUUUUUUGCUAGAUAUCUACACAUUAACAGCCAUAGCUGUACUUUAUAUCGGAACUAUUUAAAUACACCUAAAUAUAAAUAUAUAUAUAUGAUGAAACGGC
Molecule: messenger RNA, 2124 nt
Organism: Drosophila innubila
Lineage: Eukaryota; Metazoa; Arthropoda; Insecta; Diptera; Drosophilidae
Gene: Abp1
Product: drebrin-like protein
Exons: 5
Coding region: 334-1956 (540 amino acids)
Biological process (GO): neuron projection morphogenesis; positive regulation of axon extension; positive regulation of dendritic spine morphogenesis
Cellular component (GO): actin filament; postsynaptic density; plasma membrane
Molecular function (GO): actin filament binding
Source: RefSeq, a predicted model, not a curated record